UCAUGGGAGAUGCGGGCCUCUAGGAAUCAUGGGAGUUGUAGGAAAACUAUCUUGAGCUUUUUCCUAGGUAAUGGCUGCCUGACGUUUGAGACUUACAGAUACUGAAGAGACACUAACCAGAUGCUCACCAGUGACAUGGGCUUUGCCUUCUUGACAUAGCUGUUUGAAAAACUGAACACUGCAGCCUCACAACGCUUUUGUGUCCAACUAUGGCAGCAAGUAGCGGAGAAAGUCAGCUGCAGAGGAUUAUCCGAGAUUUGCAGGAUGCUGUGACAGAACUGAGCAAAGAAUUUUCAGAAGCAGGAGAACCAAUCACAGAUGACUGUAUCAACCUGCAUAAGUUUUCCUACAAGCUCGAGUAUCUUUUGCAGUUUGACCAGAAGGAAAAGUCCACCUUACUGGGAAACAGGAAAGACUACUGGGAUUAUUUCUGUGACUGCCUGGCAAAGGUUAAAGGAGCAAAUGAUGGAAUACGCUUUGUCAAGUCUAUUUCAGAACUAAGAACAUCCCUUGGCAAAGGAAGGGCAUUCAUACGUUACUCCUUAAUGCACCAAAGGCUUGCAGACACUUUGCAACAAUGCUUCAUGAAUACCAAAGUAACAAGUGACUGGUACUAUGCAAGAAGUCCUUUCCUGAAUGCUAAACUGAGUUCUGACAUUGUUGGGCAACUGUAUGAACUAACUGAAGUUCAGUUUGACCUGGCAUCUAGAGGCUAUGACUUAGACACCGCAUGGCCCACCUUUGCCAGGAGAACUUUGUCUUCAUAUGGCUCCUCAGCUUAUCUGUGGAAGCCUCCAAGCCGCAGUUCAAGUAUGAGUAGUUUGGUGAGCAGCUACUUGCAGACCCAAGAGAUGCCUUCCAGUCCCAAUGGGAAUAACUGUUUAAACACAGAACCCCUUGAGGGCCUUGAUGAGAUGCGUGCAGAGCUUGACCAGGCAGAGAUGCAACAGAAAGAACUUCGGGAUCGGAUACAGCAUCUGGAGAAGGAAAACUGGGGGCUCCAGGCAGCCAUCAGCCUUGAGAAAGGGCAAGCACAGGCUGAAAGAGAGAAGAGCAGCAAUCUCAGCGAGGAAAACUUCAGGCUGACAAAAAUGCUGGGAGAGCUUGAGAAACAACACGAGAUUUCUCACUGCACUCAGGACACUGUUCAAGACCUGCAGAAGUGCUUGCAGGCCUUAGAACUGAACUCCCAGGAAAAGCAGAAGGAAUACUCCACAAGACUUGAGGACCUGCUGUCCAGUAAAAAGGACUCUGACUCCAAGUUGCUUCUCUUGAAUGAAGAGCUGGAGAGCGUCAGGACUCUUGUGGGCACCAAGGUCACCUGCAUCGAGGAGCUGACUGCCAAACUGAAGAUAGCAGAACAGAAGAAUGAAGAGCUUGUUUCCCAAACCAGAGCAUUUCUGGAUGAAAGAGGACAUCAAGCUGCCUGUCAAGAUGAGUCUGCACUGAUGAUUGAGGAGUUACUUGGCAAGCUCCACAAAGCAGAAAAGGAUAAAGCUGAUGUUCAGAAGUUGCAUGAUGAACACCUUGCUCAGCUCAAAAUCAUGGAGGAGCAACUGAACCUGAAAGAGCAGGCACAGAAGGAGCUUGAGUCUAAAUUGAAGAGCCUCCCUGCCAGCUCUGAAGAAGGAUCUGGAAAACUUCAAAGCACGUUGGGAACAAUGGCAAGGAACACGGCUGACCUUGAGAAGGAGCUGGCAGCAAAAGGCACUGAGGUAGCCAACCUUCAGAUCAAAUUGGAAGAUUCAUUGGCUCAUGUCAGGUCCUUGGAAAAGCAUCUUGAGGAGGAAAGGAAAGAGAGAGAGAGGCUUGAGGAGGAGUUCAGCUAUAGGAGAACAACAAUGGAGCAGGAAGCAAAGAACUUGACAGAACAACUUGCAUUGCUGGGAAAUCGGCUAUCCAAACUAACUGAACAGGUGGCAAGUUUAGAAGAGGAAAAGAGAGAGCUUGUUUCUGACAGAGACUAUCUCAUCAAAUCAGUAGAAAGCCUGGAGCAGAAGGAGAGGCAGCAAAAUUCCUCAUGGACCGAUGUCUGUGAGGAAAACAAGAAGCUGAAACUAACCAAUCAGAACUUAGAGGACAGACAAAGGGAGAUGGACACGUCAAAAUCUUCUUUAGAGGCUGAGUUUGCCAAGCUGACAGCUUUUGAGAAAGAGCUCCGAGGUGAGAUGUUUGAUGCCGUGCUGGAAGUCGAUGAAAGGGAAAAGAAAGUCCGAGAACGGAACCAGCAGCUUGCUGAAAACCUGCAGAAUGCCAUCAAGCAAAACCAAACUCUACAAGACAAGCUGCACAACAUGGAGUCCGAUUACCAAGAUCUGAUACGGAGAGAAAAAACAAUCAAGAAGACUUUGGCUGUGCUGCAAGCAGAGCAAGAGAACACAAAAGAGCAAGGCCUGAAAAUGGAAAAAGGCUUGGCCUCUUUGAAACAGUAUAAGGAAUCACUGCGGCUACAGCUGAAGGAGAAGGAUAAUGCUUUACAAGCCUUGGAGAGCCAGCUCAAGCAGCUACAAGAAGAGGUGGAGAGCUACAGGAAAAAAGCAGAAGGCCUUGAGGCAGAAAAGGCAGAUGUGGAAAAAACUGUCCCUCAGACACAGGCGACUGACUCUGCCAUUUCUCUGAAGGCUGCUGUAGAAAAAGCCCAGCUGGAAGGAGUAGCCUGUGAGGAGAAAGAAUCCAAAGAACUGGCCCUGAGGCUGGCUCUUUCUGAGGAGCAGCUGUGCAUCAACCAGGAAGAGGUGUUGAGGCUCCAUGCUGAACGUGCAGACCUUCAUGCCAAGCUUCAACAAGUGACUGCAGAGAAGCAGACACUGCAAGGCAGACUGGAUGUUGGAGAGACUCUUCUCAAUGAGCAAAAGGCACUGGUCCAGCAGCUGAAAGAGCAAAACGAACUGCUGAACAGAACCCAGGUGCAGGAGCUGCUGGACUGCCGAAAUCAAGAGGAAACACUGAAAGACAAGAGGGACAAGGAAGUCCAUCACAAGGCCGAGCUGGAGAGGAACCUUCUGGGCCUCACUGAGGAACUGUCCAAGGCCAAGCAGUGUUUGGAAGCGGUUAGCGCAGAGAACAUGGAAAUCAAAGAGGUUCUCUACAGGACCAACACUGAGAUGGCUGAACUUGGCAUCCAGAUCUGCACGCUGACAUCUGAAAAGUCAGAAGCAGAAGAGAAGCUGUCCCAGGUCACAGGAAAGCUUCAGGCCGCUGAAGCGACAGCAGCCAGGGAACAAGAGGCCCUGCAGCUUGACCUCUCGAGGCUCAGCCAGGAGAACCGAGAACUCCAAGAGAAACUCAAGGAAUUGAAGAGUUGUGUGGCAGCUGUACCUGGCCUGCAAACUCAGCUGGAGAUGGCUGAGCGACAGGCCCAGAGUUUGCAAGAGACCAGGAAAGAGGAGCUUUCGGCAGUGAAAUUCCAGCUGAGCACAGAAAUUAUUAACUACCAGAUAAAAUUUAAAGCCAUCACUGAAGAAUGUGAAAAAUUAAAGCAGCAAGUUGAAGAGCCCAGUCGGCGAGCAGACGCAGCAGAAGAGGCACUCAGAGAGUUGCAGGCUGUCAAAAGAGAGCUAAGCCAUGAACUAGACCUUGCCAUGGAUCAAGUGACCGAGUAUAAAACUGCCAAGCAAAAAAAAGAAGAGGAGGUAGAACAAUUGAAAGCAGACCUGGAAAGGACACAGAAGGAAGUUAACAAGGCGAAUGAACAGAUUCAGGAUUACUAUGAGAAACUUGACAAAAUGAGGUCAGAACGGGACAGCAAUGACCAGAAGCUGAUGGCUGAAUUAGAUGACCUUACUAGAACAAAGCAGUUCCUUGAAGAACGAUUAAUUGAACUUCUCAGGGACAAAGAUGCCCUUUGGCAGAAGUCAGAUGCUCUGGAAUUCCAGCAGAAGCUGACCGCAGAGCAAAGGUGGCUGGGGGAUGCAGAGGUCAGCUGCUGUCAAGACUGUCAGAAGGACUUUGGCUGGAUGAAUCGCCGACACCACUGCAGGCUUUGUGGACGUAUUUUCUGUUACUACUGCUGCAACCACUAUGCCCUGUCCAAACACACUGGCAAGAAGGAGCGCUGCUGCCGAGCUUGCUUUAAGAAAUCAAAUGCUGCCUCCAGUGACUCCGGAUCAAACACUAGCCAAGAAGAACCACUGAGUUUGUUCGCCUCACCGUUGUCUCUGGUUCGUAAAGUUAUGGUUACAACUGAAACUUCUAAGCCCACAGAUGAGGCCCCAUUUGAUAUAAUCACUGACGAGGAAGUGGGCCAAUUACAGGAUGAGGACUCUGUCCAUAAUGAAAGCCAAACAGAAGAAGAAUCCCUGGACCGAAGCAUGACUGAUCUCAACAGCACCUAUAAUUCCUCUACCUUCGAUGAAUCUGAAGAACCACAAAUGGCCCAAGAUGCAGAGAUCUGCUUGCUGAAGUCAGGGGAACUGAUGAUAAAGCUGCCCCUCACUGUGGAAGAGAUUUUAAAUUUUGGAGAAGCUAACCGAGAGUUGUUCAUUAAAUCAAACACCUACAGCAUUAUUCCCAUCACAGUGGAAGAACCUGGCCUUACAAUAAGUUGGGUGUUUUCAUCUGAGCCAAAGAGUAUAUCAUUCAGUGUGGUGUACCAAGAGUCAGAAGAAGCCCCACUGGAUCAGUGUAAAGUUCUUAUCCCUAUGACCCGCUGCAACUCUCACAAGGAAACCAUCAGAGGGAAGGUGAAAGUCAGAAACUCUGGGAUCUACAUGCUUAUAUUUGACAACACUUUCUCCAGAUUUAUCUCCAAAAAAGUCUUUUACCACUUAACACUUCAACGCCCAGUGAUUUAUGAUGGAAGUGAUUUUCCAUAGCCUUGGAUAUAUGCAAUAUUUAUAUACAGUCUCUAUGUUCAAAUUUUAUUUUUAAGAAACGCUAUUUAUAUACAUAUAUAUAUAUAUAUCUGAGCAGUAAGAACACAGAUGUGUUUGAAACCCUGCUACAUCUAUGCAAUAAUGCUAAACCUGCACUUUCAUGUUGGUACAUAUAUAAAGGAAAAUAUCUUUUUUACUAACACUAA
Messenger RNA from Heteronotia binoei (common prickly gecko), 5020 nucleotides. It is a transcript of the gene FYCO1, whose product is annotated as FYVE and coiled-coil domain autophagy adaptor 1. The coding region runs from base 210 to 4814 and encodes 1534 amino acids. NCBI's taxonomy places the organism in Eukaryota, Metazoa, Chordata, Lepidosauria, Squamata, Gekkonidae. The transcript is spliced from 18 exons. Gene Ontology annotation, molecular function: metal ion binding. Gene Ontology annotation, cellular component: late endosome; autophagosome; lysosome. The record is from RefSeq and is a predicted model, not a curated record. Gene Ontology annotation, biological process: plus-end-directed vesicle transport along microtubule; positive regulation of autophagosome maturation.